AAAAAAAAAAAAAGUCAACUUAAACUCCCAUCUUGUAGGAUAAACAGAAUAAAAUAAGAGGAAUAUGGAAAUGGGACAAUUACAGGGCAAGACUCCUUAGCCAACUUCAAGAACCAAGAACUAAUGAUGAUAAGAAUUGACAACCCCAAAUCUGAUCGUAUCAUCAUGUUUUGCUUCGUUCCGAUGGUAUCUUGUUGGACAUAAUUCAAAAGAUUUGUGCAGGUUGAAUUUAAUAAUGAAAGCAAAGAUGAAGUAAUCUGGAUUCUUUCGUUAGUUUAUGGGGAAUCAGUGUGCAAACCGUGUACCGUGAGAGUUUUAUGUUUUAACAGUGUCAUGAUUGAUUUUAAAGCCUUGCUUGUUUGAGCUGUGAAAGUUGUAAUGGAUUAGAAUAGUGAAACUUGGUGAGGAUGGAUUUGACCAAGUGGCAACUAGAGAAGAAAACAAUAAAGAAGUUGGGUAGAAAAUUCGGUCUGGAUUACUAUAAAUAAACAGAGGUUAUGGUUUAUGCAUAAAGAAAGUUCAAAACCAGCUCCAGGCUUUUCCUGAGUGUAUGUGUAGAGAAUUCGGCUAAUCCAUCUUCUUAUACCAAACAUGUCUGAGAUUGAAUCUAAACAUUAUGACUGUGGCACAUUGCUACUUGGCCUCACCACCUCGAGCCUCAGCAGGGCACAGAGGCGGUGGCGAAUGGCCUAUGCAGCAAUCUAUUCUAUCAGGGUAAUGAUUUCUCUUGGCAAAGAGAUUGUGUCCAGAAAAAUUACCCAAGAUUCCCCCAUCUUGUGCGUUAAUUCCUAUACACUUCUGGAUGUUGAACCACCUUCUUCAUACCCUGGCGGCAGUAAAGAAUCUGCAUCGUCUUUCUCAUUUGUCACCAGCAUUGAUAAGAUGAAGCUCACAGAGUUGGUCAAAGAGAAAGACUUAGCUUCUUUCCGGCAACUUGGAGGAGUUGAAGGCAUAGCCGUGGCUCUUCAGACAAAUCCAGACAAUGGAAUCCGCGGCAAUGAUAGUGAAAUUACCAGGCGGCAUGAGCUGUUUGGUUCCAACACCUACCAUAAGCCACCUCCAAAAGGCCUGUUGUUCUUUGUAUUGGAAGCUUUUAAAGACACCACCAUUUUGAUCCUACUUGUUUGUGCCGCCCUCUCUCUUGGGUUUGGCAUCAAAGAACAUGGAGCAAAAGAAGGAUGGUAUGAAGGUGGGAGUAUCUUUGUAGCUGUUUUCCUCGUGGUCGUUGUCUCUGCAUUUAGCAACUUCAGGCAGGAGACUCAGUUCGACGACAGCCUCUUGUUUUCUGGGGCAAAGGUGGUAGAUGGGUAUGCUCGAAUGCUAGUUGCAUCCGUGGGAAUGAAUACUGCAUGGGGAGAAAUGAUGAGCUCAAUAACUAGUGAUUCCAAUGAACGGACACCAUUACAAGCUCGGCUUGAUAAGCUAACAUCUUCUAUUGGAAAAGUGGGCCUAUCAGUUGCUUCCCUUGUUCUUGUUGUCAUGUUGGUCCGUUAUUUCAGUGGAAAUACAACAGAUGACAACGGCAAUAAGGAGUUCAAUGGCAGCAAAACAAGUGUAGAUGAUGUGUUCAAUGCCGUUGUACGCAUUGUUGCUGCUGCAGUCACUAUUGUGGUGGUAGCAAUCCCAGAGGGUCUGCCACUGGCUGUCACUCUCACGCUUGCUUACUCCAUGAAGAGAAUGAUGGCAGAUCAGGCAAUGGUCAGAAAACUUUCAGCUUGUGAGACAAUGGGCUCAGCCACCGUUAUCUGUACUGACAAAACAGGAACCUUGACACUAAAUCAGAUGAAAGUGACCAAAUUUUGGCUCGGCCAGGAUUCAAUAAAUGAAGAUUCCUACAACAUGAUUUCCCCAAGUAUUCUUGAGCUAUUUUACCAAGGUGUUGGUCUAAACACAACCGGUACUGUUUGCAGAUCUGCCUCAGGGUCUAUACCUGAGUUUUCUGGCAGUCCAACUGAAAAGGCUAUUCUUUCUUGGGCUGUUUUGGAGUUGGGUAUGGUUAUGGAAAAAAUGAAGCAAGGCUACACUAUUCUCCAUGUAGAAACCUUCAACUCAGAGAAGAAACGGAGUGGGGUUUCAAUAAAGAGAAAGGGUGAUGAUACUGUUCAUGUACACUGGAAAGGAGCAGCUGAGAUGAUUCUAGCAAUGUGCUCGCAGUAUUAUGAUAGUGAUGGGCUCAUAAAGUCCAUGGAGGAAACUGGAAGGAGAAAAUUUGAACAAAUAAUCCAAGGUAUGGCAGCUAGUAGUCUUCGGUGCAUUGCCUUUGCCUAUAAGCAAAUUUCAGAUGAACCAGAAUGCAGAAACAACGAGACCCAGCCAAGGCUGAGAGAAGAAGGCUUGACUUUGAUGGGGAUAGUUGGUCUAAAAGAUCCAUCCCGACCAGGGGCCAGGAAAGCCGUGGAGGCUUGCAAAUAUGCUGGAGUAAGUGUCAAAAUGAUAACCGGAGACAAUGUUUUCACAGCCAAAGCUAUAGCCGCGGAAUGUGGAAUCCUGGGGCCUGAUGGCCAAGAAGAAAAAGGGGAGGUGGUCGAAGGCAUCGAAUUCAGAAAUUACACAGAUGAAGAGAGGAUGCAGAAAGUUGAAAAGAUACGGGUGAUGGCAAGGUCCUCUCCAUUUGACAAGCUUUUAAUGGUACAAUGUUUGAAACAGAGAGGUCAUGUGGUUGCAGUAACUGGAGAUGGCACAAAUGAUGCUCCUGCAUUAAAAGAAGCUGACAUAGGACUAUCCAUGGGCAUUCAAGGCACAGAGGUAGCUAAGGAAAGCUCAGACAUUGUCAUUUUGGAUGAUAACUUCACUUCAGUUGCUACUAUCUUGCGGUGGGGAAGGUGUGUUUAUAACAAUAUACAAAAAUUCAUUCAAUUUCAAUUGACUGUGAAUGUUGCCGCCCUUGUGAUCAAUUUCAUAGCAGCAGUAUCUGCUGGUGAAGUUCCUCUAACCGCAGUUCAAUUGUUGUGGGUAAAUCUCAUAAUGGACACACUGGGUGCUCUGGCUCUGGCUACAGAUCGACCUACUGAUGAACUGAUGAAAAAGCCACCUGUAGGUCGGACAGAGCCCCUAAUAACAAACAUCAUGUGGAGGAAUCUCCUAGCUCAAGCCCUAUAUCAGAUAAUCAUCCUCUUGGUCUUGCAGUUUAAGGGUGAGUCUAUCUUCAAUGUGGGUGAGAAGGUAAAUGAUACCCUGAUUUUCAAUACUUUCGUUCUAUGUCAAGUUUUCAAUGAGUUCAAUGCGAGGAAAUUGGAGAAGAAAAAUGUAUUCAGAGAUGUUCACAAGAAUCGAUUAUUUCUUGGAAUAGUGGGCGUAACAAUACUUCUUCAGGUUGUGAUGGUAGAGUUCCUGAAAAAAUUUGCUGAUACAGAGAGGCUAAAUGGAUGGCAAUGGGCAGCUUGUAUUGUACUUGCAGCUAUAUCGUGGCCAAUUGGUUGGUUUGUGAAGUUCAUACCAGUUCCAGAAAAACCAUUCUUCAGUUACCUGAAGAGAAUAAGAUUCAUAACCGUAUGGUUCAAGCGGGCCCUGUGCCGCAAACAGCCCUCUUCUUUAGAAAGUGGAAUCGGACAUCGAUGAAGAUAUGGCUUUAAAAUGACAACGGAGUUGUAGUGCAGCCGAGCCAUGAACAACCUUGAUAUGUAACUACGCAAACAAAACCAAUUGGCCAUCCAUGAGAAAGCUUUAAUCACAACCAUCUCUCAGAUACCUCAAGGAGCUAAGAUUCUACAACCAGGUUAAUCAGCUAAAACUAGACAGAACAGUCUUGUUCCGAGCCUCUCUCAACACUAUGCACAUAGAGAGUCAUAUCUUUGUGGAGCUCACGACAAAGAACAACACUCAGUACUAAAAGCAAAGAUUGUUGAUCACUGAAAUCUUUAUGGACAUGAAUCUGGCACAAAUGAAUAUGUGAAAUGAGAUAAGGCUUUGGUCAGUUGAAUCCCAAUGCUUUCAGGAAGCCCAGUGCUUUUGGCAUUCUAGACAUGUCUUGAGGCUUCCCUAAAACUCUUCAACCUUCCUGUCAAGGAAUGACAGUUGCAGCAACAGAGAAAAGAGAGAAAUUUCAUAAUAAUUAUUUAGAUUUGUUUUCAUGGCUGGUUACAUGUCCUUUUGACUUAUAUCAUCUGAAUGUAUACUAGGAUCUUAUCCAACAAAUUUUCAGAGGAUACUUGAAGGGGAAAAUGCAACAACCUCAGAUGGUGGGUGUCAAGAAUAAUGCUGUGAUCAGCUGUCAAGAAACAACCAAGAGAACACCACAUCACAUAAUCCUGCAGAACAGAACACCAGCAAGCACAAAAUCCUCAACCUGCAACGGCAACCUGCAUAGGACAAAAAUCUGCAACCUGAAUAGGACAAGAAACAGCCAAGGGAACAGCACAAAAUCCUCAACCUGCACCUGCAACCUGCAUAGGACAAAAACCUGCAAUCUGCACAGCCUUGUAGCAGAUAAAAAUUUAUUGUAACGAAUUUUCUUUUUGUUAACAGCUGUAGUUCCUUUAUUGGAACAUCUGUAAAAAGUCUUGAUUGGUUGCAAAUUUUUAUAAAUUAAAAACUUUUCAUCUCAGGAAAGCAAGCUGAGAAUUGUCCA
Messenger RNA from Carica papaya (papaya), 4567 nucleotides. The record is from RefSeq and is a predicted model, not a curated record. Lineage: Eukaryota; Viridiplantae; Streptophyta; Magnoliopsida; Brassicales; Caricaceae.